GACCCAAUUAAAAUUAUAAACAUUUAGCUUCCGGUAACUUCACUAUAUAGAGGGUCACUCAGGGUGAAACUUGGACUUUCCGUGCGGAAAGCUAGUUGUUGCCAAGCAAAGUUUUACAAUUACAGUGUAAUGAAAGACGCUAGAAGGGGCCUAUAACCAGCAGAUCUGAUUGUCCCUGAUACAAGAUGUAUCGGGUACGAGUGUGUUCGUACUGCGGCACGGACACGGUUUUCUACUGCAACAGCUGCGGAAAAGAUCUUUGUCGACCGUGCAAAGGAAAACACAUUAUAGAUUUAGACUGUGUUAACCAUGACGUGGUUCUGUAUCGUGAGAGGUACGGGUAUUUCACCUACCCAGAGUACUGCACAGAUCACAAAGACAAAGUCUAUGACCAGUGGUGUGAUGACUGUAAUACGCCGUUUUGUAAGGUGUGUUACGAAGAGAAGAAGAAGGACCAUGAGAAUCACGAUGUCCAGGAUGUUUUUACAGUUUACAAAACUUACCGAGAAAAAUACAAAGAGAUCAUCGCUAACAUCCGAUAUGAAAUACUGCCAAACAAUCGAGCCAUUUUGGCUGGGAUUGAACCAGAUAUACAAGCCUGUGAGGAAGAAAUAACCCAUUUAGAGGAAAAAAUGAAAAGAAAAGCUGAGAAAUUGAAGGCUAUGAUUGAUGAAGUCUUGGAAAAGGAUUGUCCCCAGAAGCUUCAACAGCUGGAGAAGGAAAUAACUGACAAGUUAAACAAGCAGCGUGAGGAUAUGGAGAAACAUAUAGCGUACCUACGUGAUCUUGUCUACAAGUACGAGCAUACUGCCAACAGACCAGCAGAAUUCCUUAGUUUCCUUCGAGAUAAUCCCCUCACAGACAUCCAGGACAUACCAGACAGCUGCACCGAACUCCCCAUUCUAGAUUACAAUGAGGAGGUCACCGAAGAGGAUGUUAUCAAACUGCUAGGAGAAAUCAAAAUUUCCGAGGUGGGCAUACGACAGGCACGAAAUGAGCACAUGUUGAAGCUCACAUCCGCAGUGAUUCUGCUGAGAUCAAUCACAGCCACGGGGGUUAAAUCUGCACUUCACGUUUCCUGCCUGAGUUCCACCCAAGUUUGGGUCAGUGAUAAAGGAAGUCUAGUUUUGGCUGACAUGUCAGGAACACCUGUGCACCAGGUGAAGGAUAUGAUUGAUAGAGAAUCAGGGGUACACACAGUCACAAAUGAUGGGGAGCUGAUCUAUGUCGACAAAAACUUCAACAUCAAAAGAUUAUCUCAGGACAACCGAUCAGGAACUCGUAUGGUAAAGAAAGAGGGUAACUGGGAACCACUGUGUGUCUUCUGCACACUUGAGAAAGGUGACAUCUUGGUGGGAAUGAUGAUCCACGCCGUCGGAGAGGCGAGGGUGGUGCGUUACAAUAGCAGCUGGAAGGAUAAUCAAAUUAUUCAGUACAAUGACCAAAAGCAGGCCCUCUAUCGCAUUCCAAGGUUUCUCACCGAGAAUCACAACGGAGAUGUGGUGGUAUCUAACCAUGACGAUGCCCAUGGCUCUGUGGUUGCCACCAACAGCGAUGGAAAGCACCGCUUCUCCUUCAGGGGCCACCCCUCAGAAUCAGAAUUCAGACCAGGUGGGAUAUGCGUAGAUGGGCUGGGAAAUGUUCUUGUAUGCGAUGAACACUCCAACGCCAUACAAAUGAUAGACAAGGAUGGAAGAUUUCAGAGGAACUUACUGACUGAGAAGGAUGGGAUUGCCAGACCUCGAAGCCUGGGAUACGACAACAAAGACCACGUAGUAUUAGUGGGAUCUUCCUCCAGUACAAAAGUGUCAGUGUAUCGGCACAUCAAUAGACAGGAUUACCUUGCAGUGCCUUUAAAGGGAGACGAUGACAAGAAAAAGAAGAAGAAAAAGAUGUAACAUGGCUUCACCGAAAUAAGUUAAAAAUGAACAAUCUGGUUACCAUGGCUUCACCAAAAUAAGUUUGAUACAUAGAGUAAGAUAUAAAUUUGAUACAUAGAGUGGGAAUAUGAGUGGAAAUUGACUGAGUUUUUGAAGAAUAUAUGAUUAAGUUCAGUCAAUACAAGGAAAGCUGCUGAUCAACAAAACUGAUUUAUUUAUUGAGAAAUCUUUUAGUACAUGUAUGUAUAUAGUGCAAGGCCCGGAAUAAUGAGAAACAUCUGACAUAGAAUGAAGAAAUAUAUUAAAUGUUUGUUAAUGUUACUGAAAUCUACACACAAGUGCUUAAAAGUAUUGUAAUUAAAACAUGCAGUUCAUUACCAGUGCUUGAGGCACUAAUUUUUUGUAUUAUCAUUAUAUUAUAGUUUUUUAAUCAUUGAUUUGGCGGGUGAUCUUAUGUUUCAUUACAUGUCAAUGUUUAUAAUACAUAGCUUUAUUUUUAAUGCAAAUUUUAUAAUGAUGUUAUCUUGUUGAAAUUGGUUGUUGUCUGUCAAAUGACUGCUGUCCUAUGGUUUACCAAGGUUGUCAGUUUCAAUUACGUUUGGUAUAGUAGAUUUUAUUGUAGUAAAUCAGGAGUCAUGGUGUGCAAUUUAUGUGUGAACUAUCAAUAAACAUUAUUCAAUAGAAGUCUUAAUUAAUCCACAAACUAGGACUCUUUAGGUCACUCGGGUGACCUAUUGCAGGUCACUCGGGUCACCUAUUGCAGGUCACUCGGGUGACCUAUUGCUAUUGGACAGCAUCUGUUGUCGUGUGUUAACAAUUGUAACAUUUUUAACUUUGUGAUAACUACCCUUCCAAUUCUUUUCAAAUUUGGUAUGAGGCAUCUUUGAGAAAAGGGGACAUAAAUUGUAAAUUUCAGGACUCCUGAUGCCAUGGAGAUGGGGCAAAACUGCCAAAAAUUGACUGACUUUCAAACAUCUCCACAACCACACACCUGUGUAAGAAAAACACAUGGAGCAGGAAGGCCUCUACCAAAAUUGUAAAUUUUAUGAUUCCUGGGGCAUAUAGUGUUUGUGUGUGAAACAUUUAAAUAACAUCUUAAGUAAAGAAGCAGUUACCUCGGGACCAAUAUUGUACAUUUCCUGACUCCAUGGCAGGGAUUCUGACUCUGGGGCACUCUGGGGCAAACCCAAAAUGAUUAUAAUAGUGCUAUAGGGGGAGACAUUGUUUUUUGUACUUUUAUUUUUGCAAACAAUCUGUAUAUAUAUUAUACAUGUACAAAUAUGCAUAGCAAAGAUCAUGCAUGUUUUUUAUGAGAGACUUGUGGAAAGAUUAGGUGCCAUCUGUUCCACCAUUUUUGAAAAAUAAGAAUUUUUGUUUCAUAAGAGUUUCAAAUAGGAUAUACUGCAAAACGAAUGCUCAAUGAUUUACCCUGUACAUCUUGCUGUAUAAAUAUAGUGCUUCAAUCAGAGGAUAAGAGUAAUUUUUCUAUACAAUUGUUUUUACCUUGAAUACCUUAAAAUAAAAUAUUUGGUAAUCCAA
Molecule: messenger RNA, 3419 nt
Organism: Ostrea edulis (European flat oyster)
Lineage: Eukaryota; Metazoa; Mollusca; Bivalvia; Ostreida; Ostreidae
Exons: 3
Coding region: 186-1898 (570 amino acids)
Molecular function (GO): zinc ion binding
Source: RefSeq, a predicted model, not a curated record